Molecule: messenger RNA, 942 nt
Organism: Tribolium madens (black flour beetle)
Lineage: Eukaryota; Metazoa; Arthropoda; Insecta; Coleoptera; Tenebrionidae
Product: trypsin alpha-3-like
Exons: 6
Coding region: 81-914 (277 amino acids)
Biological process (GO): proteolysis
Molecular function (GO): serine-type endopeptidase activity
Source: RefSeq, a predicted model, not a curated record
AUCAGAAACUUGUUUGUUUUACUUCGAUAAGAUUACUCCCAACACGUGAUUUCUUAUGUUUACCUUCACAACUGUGCAAAAUGUCACCUAGAUACCUGAUUUUUCUCCUAGUCAUCAAUAACGUCUCAAGUCAAAACAACACGGCGCUGCUACCAAAAAUCGUAGGGGGCUUCGAAGCCACUAACCAAUCCCAGUUUGCCUUUAUGGUGUCUAUAAGGCUCUACGGCCACCAUAUCUGCGGAGGCUCUAUUAUAGACCCUUCUCAUGUCCUCACAGCCGCUCAUUGCUGCCUCAAUAAUGACAACAACAAGCCGUACCCUCCUCACAUGAUGUCAAUAACAGCAGGAAGUCUGCAUCUGAAUAAUGCACCGAUGGUGAAAUCUGUAAAUGCAAUUAUUGUCCACCCGAAAUACGACACCGAGCGUCUGGUCAACGACAUUGCUUUGAUUAGAAUUAGAGGGGUUUUCGAAUGGUGGAGCAGACUUUUGACUGCCAUUCCGAUUGCCAGUGUUGUGCCGGAGCAUGAAUACUGUUUCUCGUGUGGCUGGGGAACCACCAAAUUUAACACAUCGAAACCCAGUAAUCAUCUUCUUUACGUUAACAUUCCAAUAUAUAAUAGAAAAAUGUGUCAAAAAAUAUACCAACCAAUGCCAAUCACUGAUAAAAUGAUAUGUGCAGGAGCAAAAGGGAAGGAUUCAUGUCAGGUAGGCGACUCUGGAGGACCAUUAGUCUGCAAUGGUGUCCUUGCAGGAAUUGUGUCUUGGGGAAGUGGAUGCGGCGAUUAUCCUGGAGUAUACACAGCUGUAGCCAAAUAUAAAUCAUGGAUAAAUCAUUUCAUAAUGAAUUCUUCUUCGACACUGAAAUACAACAUCUUGGCUGUGAUUUUUAAUGUCGCAUUUGCGUUCUUUAUUUAAAAUAAAAACAACAAACAUUAAUUCUUUA